Messenger RNA from Pediculus humanus corporis (human body louse), 10092 nucleotides. RefSeq lists its product as uncharacterized. Gene Ontology annotation, biological process: monoatomic cation homeostasis. Gene Ontology annotation, molecular function: monoatomic cation channel activity. Bases 1 to 10092 code for a protein of 3363 amino acids. Gene Ontology annotation, cellular component: cation channel complex; axon. The record is from RefSeq and is a predicted model, not a curated record. The transcript is spliced from 52 exons. Lineage: Eukaryota; Metazoa; Arthropoda; Insecta; Psocodea; Pediculidae.
AUGUGGAAAAAUUCAGAAAAAACAGAAAGGAAUUCAUUAUCCGAUGAUAAUUUACAAGAUCAAGCACUUCCGCUUCCAAUACAAAUUUUUUUAUGGCGUCAAAUCAGUCCUUUUAUAAGGCCGAAAUUAGGAAAAUUACACGAAGCAUCAUGCAUGUCAUUUGAAAAAAUUUUAGUACAAAAUAUUCAAUAUGGUUUAUCUCCCAGUUUGACGGAUGCUGUGUCUUCUGUACCGAGAUGGAGGCUCAUUCAAGCAGCUUUUCCACAUGUCAUGCAUUGCACGGCAACUCUACUACAAAAUCGCAAAGAUACAAACAUGCAAAAUUUAGGAGCAACCGAAUCUAAAAUGUUAUACACUUUACAUUGGAUUCUGUUGACUGCUGCCGAAGAAUGUGCUGAUGCCGAUCACGAAAAUGGUAUUUUUCAAUCUUCCCCGUUUUAUUAUUUAUUUUCGAUACCUGCGAUUACGUUAUUCAUUUAUUUAUUUGCUCCGAUUUAUCAUCAUUUAAAAGAAUCUGAUUUUCAAACUUAUCGAUUAGAAAACGGAUUAAAAAUGUGGCAGGCACUUUGGGAUUAUAAACAUCCGGAUAUACCUUGUUUUACGGCUCACGUAAAACCAAAACCUAGAAUGUUAUCAAAUAAAUCAAUGAAAGGAAAUCAUUUUCAAUUUGGUGAUGUUUUUAUGGGAAGACAACAGAGCACGGAUGAUGGUCUCAUCUACGGCGAAAGUCCACAAAGUCAAAGUGCGAGCGCUUCUUUUUCUUCCGAACAAUUUUCUGGAACUCCAGCACAAAUUCACGUUCGCGUGGAACCUAUAAAAAUAACAGAAGAAGAGGGUAAUUGGGUUUCUUCUCCAAAAGAUACCGUUUUUCCGGAAACAAUACCAGAAGAAAGUUCUAGCACGGAAGAAGAACACGUGGCCGAUCCGAGUAUAUUUCAUUUAUCAAUGAGUAAAAGUGUCAGUUCGAAAUCAGCUCUGAUGAUUGAACAAGUAACUGCUCUUUCCGGUUCCGAUAUAAAACAAGGAAAAAAUAAAAUCACGAUGCAAAAAAUGGGUUCAUCGACCGAUAAGGAGUCGGUAUCCAGCAAAGGUCAACAAGGUAGCCUAUCUAAACUUCAUAAUAACGUAUCAUUGCAUUAUUCUGACGUACACGCAGCCACCUUUCUAGAUGUUGCUGUCUUAAGAUGUUUAUUUAUAUCUCAGUGGCCUGAGGAGGGAGUUUAUUGGGCUUUGCAAUUUUAUUAUCAUAGGCUGAGAGAAAUAUCAGAAGAAACAAACAUUCAACAACUACCUAGAAAACGUAGCAAUUCAUUACCAAUUCCAAAAAUCGAAGUUUCUUUUUAUCAGAGUCCGGAAUUGAGAAAAAAAGAUACAAAUAAAGAUUUUAUAGAAGUGCCUGAAGUAAAAGAUGUUUCUCGAUUGGCAGAAUCACCUUAUUUUAAUUGGAAACAAGGAGAUGAUUCUGUUUCUCAUGCGAGAAGAGCAAGUGAAAAAUGUACAUCUAAAAAAAAAAUGAAAAUGGCGGAUUUAAGAGCUUUUGUUGAAACAAAAUUACUUUCAAAAUCUGAAAAAACUCUUGAAAAAAUCGGAUCCGAAGAACCCAAAGCAUUUUUGUUGCAGCAGGAUUACCAUCAUAGUUUAGACAUCGGAGAAGAUCAUUUAUCUCGUCCUUCUUCUGCUUUGGCAAAAAUUUUCGAACACAGGCCCGAUUUUAAACCUUUGGCUCUUGGAACGUUAGUGAAAGGGAAAAGUAUGCCCAGCCUCAGGUACAUAGGAGAUCACGAUAAACAUGGUAAAUCGGGAAAAAUUUUAGAGGGUCAUUCUCACACCAUAACCAAUCCAAUAAUUACCGUAACGGAACAUACUCCAACUCCAUCUCCAGAUUUUCUCAAACGUCAGUUAUCAGCUGAAAGUCAAACGGAUGAAAACAGUUUACAAAGCAGACAACAAAUAUUUUCACAAGAACGUAAACACAGUCUGACAAGAUCACAAACUGAUUCAAACAUAACUUAUGCUUGCGAUGAUUUUAUAGAAGCUCCUGGUGCUUCAUAUUAUGUGACAAAAGAAGGAGAUAUUGAUAUUCAAGUCGUACUUAAGGCAGUCCACUUUGCAGCUUUACGAGACAACAUGUGUUGCACCCUCAGAGUAUGCGAAGUUAUAUUUAACCUAUUAGAGUUAUUGAUAGACAUGGGAGUGUUAAAACAAAAUCCAAAUUUGAGCGAAUUAAGUAUUUUUGGUAAUAAAAAUAAUUUUGGAAAAACGGAUAAAGAAUCGUGUAACAGUUCGGAACAUGAAGAAAUAAGAGAAGAAAUAUCCGUUGUUAAAAAUCCGGAGGAAAAACAUUAUACUUCUCACGAAUUUAUACUCAAUACUGUUUUAAGCGUUUAUAAACAUCUUGGAUGUCCUCACGGUUGCGGUGACGGUCAAAGAGGUCCUCCAGCAGAUUUUUUAAGAUCUCAGGGACAAACAAUAUUAACAAAACUCCAGAGAUUCAAUUCGAAAAAAUUUACAAAAUUUUUAAGAAAUUACGUUCGUAAUCAGAGUCUAACGGAAAUAAUCGAAUUUUUUCAUUCUUAUGUUGGUUUCUGCGUCGAUCCGAGUUCUUUACUUUCCCCUCUAAAUCAGAAAAGAAGUUCAAGCAAAAGUCCAGAAGUAAUAACUCAAGGAUAUUCGACAAAUUUUGGUGCUGGUCUCAAAGGUGGAGGAUCACGUGGGGUAGAAGGACAAAUUAUGACGAGCGUGUUUAAAACUUUGGUUUCAAGAUUGGUUAAAUCGUUAAAGGAACUUAAAACUCAGGAAAAUAUGCCUUUAUACUGUGAUAUAAGACAACUUAUGACGUAUAUAAAAGAAGCUCACGGUGGAGUUUUCAGAAGGGUUGCUUUAAGCGGAUUAAUUGAUUCCGCGAGUAGAUUUAAUAAAAAACCAAAUAAUAUUCAAACUGCAAGAGUUUUAAGGCACGUUAGUCCAACCGAUGUUGAAGAUCAAACAGAUGGACCCGGAAGUUCAUUUUAUCUCGAUGAAAAGGGUCAAAAAAAAUUAAUAUUUAAAAAGAAAAGCACGUCGUCUGCAUGUGCAGGAGUUUUAGAAGCAGAAGGAUCUGAAGAAGGAUGUAAAAGUCAAAGUCCUUUGGGUAAUGCUAAAAAAAAACAUCAAGCGAUUCUUACUCCGAGGCAAAGUGAAAAAAAUUUGAGCAUUUCGGAAAUAAGUAAAACAUUGAAAGGAGAAAAAAAUACUAAAUUCAUACCGAAAAUAGGAAAUUUAGUGAGUUGGUUUAAAAAAGAACAUGGGAAAUCAGAAUCUGCAGACAGCCAUGAUGACAACGAAACAAUUCACGAUGGCGGCACUUUACCAAGAGAUCAAACGCUUCAUUAUAAUCUUAUGGGUAAAAGUUCAUCAAAAGGCAGUUCGGGGGAUCUUAAACAGGCUUUGCAAAAAACAAGAAAACGCGUCGAAGAUCAAUUGAAAAGAAAUUUCGGUUUUAGAAAAGGAAAAAGAAAAGAUGGAAGCAUUGAAGACACAUCGGGAGCCUACUUGAGCAGAAAAAGUUCUCUCGAUUAUGGUGAUUCUUCUCGAGAAGCUGAUUUUAUAAUUUUUCGAGAGCGAAAACUCGUCCCACUUCUUCCAGUACUCAAUGGUAUGAUGCGAUUUUCGUUUCUUCUCGAAACGUGUCAACCUGGUUCCGUACCUGAUCAGCAUUUAUUGGCUGCUAUUUUAGAUUUGCCUCAUGCGCCAAUCGUUGCAAAAGCUGCUUUUUUGUUGGAAUGUGCCUUUUUUGUACACAAUUGUAACAAAGGCCAGUGGCCGACAUGGAUGAAAUUAAACUUUCCAAUAUUUAGACCCUCGAUGCCUAAUCAAGCAAGAGUACCGACUUCAGGUAUGAGGCGCACACAUAUUCUUCAAAGAUCUUCAGGAAAAUUAUUUUACCAAUGGGCCGAGGCCGUAAGUGGAAGGUUGGAACAAAUGCUUCAAAAAGAUAGAUUACUCAUUCCUGAUGUGGUUUCAAUGGUUACCGAAGAAAGUCGUCAAAAAGAAUUAUUAAUUGAAGACGAAGAGGAAGAUUUCUUAGAUGAAGCCAGCGUCAAUUUAUACGGAAAUGAAUGUCCGAUCGCUUUGAGAAUGAUAGCUUGCAUACUUUUACUUGAAAUCACCGCAUUUUUACGUGAAACUUAUCAAGCACUACCUAAAUCAAGAACUUCUGGUAAAGAUCGUCCACCACCUUGGGAACGAAUGUAUAGCAAAGAAGCCAACAGACGUUGGAGUAUGGCCUUGUCCAGUAUGGGACACUCACAAACUUCUGCUCAAAGCCUUCAAAGUAUUGCUUGCGAUAAAGACACAGCAGGUCAAGCAGAAAGAAAAAUUAGUUUUGUGUUACAUGAACCCGACAAUGAAUCGGAAGGCAGUAGUAAUACAACAGUUACCAUUCAGAAAAAAAAAGGGAACAGGGCAUCGUCCAUACAACCACAAGGAAGGCCUUUCUUAUUGAGACGAGGUACAGCUACCAAUGCGACAGGUUCAUUUAAAAGAAGAAGUUUAAAAUUAAGAAGAGGAACUAAAGAAGGAGAAAGCGAUUUUAAACGUACGGAUUCGAUACAGUCAAAAAGAAAAGUCAGUUCAUUAAGUGAUAAAAGUGAUAAUUCUGAACCUGGUCCUGCUGGAGAGGCAAGCGGUGAAGAAUCACCGGGAAUAUUAAGUGACGAUCAACCUCCAGAAUCACCAAGUGACAGCAACGAAACGGAUGACACGUCAAAAAAUAUGCCUUGGAUGAGGGUGGUCGUUCAAUUUGCUCAUUCAUUUAAUUUUUUUUGUUCACAUCAAUCGUUUUGCCAUCCUUUUUGCUACAGGAGACAUAUGAGAGCAUGCGAACGACUCAUGAAAGCCGUUCGAAAAGUUUACGGUGAAGAAAGCAAUUUAUUAAAAACAAUGGGAGAUGAAUCCGGUGAAAAGCAACAGGAUAAUAAAAAAGAUAAAUCUGGAAAAGGACGAAAAGUAUCGGAUCAAACAAGCAUUCAAGCAUCUCCCAUCAGAAGAAAAGAUAGCGUUGGUAAAAAGGAUAACAAAUGUAAAGAUUUUGAUCAUGAUUUAGAAAAAAAUGAAGUUAUAAGAAAUUGUGAAAAAAAAGAAAUGAUACCUGAAAAAACUAAAGAAUCAUUGCCAAUAUUAAAAUAUUUAAAAACUCAGGUAAAAAAUGUAUUUCACGCUCCAUUGUCUAUUUUGGUGAAAGGUGCUGUAUUAUUAUCUGAAGAUCUUUUUAUUGACGUCAUUCCUGUUGCCUGGGAAUUACUUUUAGAAUCUGAUCAAGAAGUAGCAGCAGUAGCUGCGAGUCUUUUCAUCUUAUGUUCUGUAAGAGCACCAAAUCAUGUAAGUGAUUUGGUACAUCAUGCGCUCAGCAAUCAGGAAACAUCCACAAGAAUCAAUGCAAUUCUAAGGUUUCAAGUUUUGUGGAAAUUAAGGUAUCAAGUUUGGCCGAGAAUGGAAGAAGGAGCCCAUGUAACUUUUAAAGUACCACCUCCUGGUAUAGAAUUUACACUUCCGAGUCCUAAAAUCGGUAUCGAAAGUUUACCUGUUGUAGAUCCACCUUGGGUUCCUCAAAUUCAAACAAAAGUCGAAGAAGUUACAAUAAGUCAAGAAAGUCAUAGAGCUUUGGUAACGGCAACGAAAACAAGAAAAAAACAACAAACGGAAUUAAUAACUUUGGCUCUUCAAGCACAAGAAGAUAAAAAAAGAGUUGAAAGAGAAAAUUUUUUAAUAACGACCAUUCCAGUUACCGUACAAGCAGCUUAUCAGCCAAGUUUAUUUCAUGCAAUCGGAGAUGAUCACGAUGAAGGAGAUGAAGAUCAAGCGGAAAUAAAUCAAGGACGUAAUGCUUUACAUCAUACAAAUGCCGUACAUUCAUUAUUUCCGUCAUGUUUAUGUUCGGCUGUUAUUCAAAUUAUAUCUUUAUUAGAUGAUGCUGCUGUAUCUUCUGAUGGUAAUGCUGUAUAUGAAGUUGCUUAUUCGGUGAUAUGGAAUUGUUUGGUAGAAGAUUCGGCUUUAUUUCUUCGUUAUAUAUUGGAACGUAUAACCCGGGAAAAACAAGAUCAAAUGUUUAAAAUUUUAAGGCAUUUAAUUCGUUUUGUUCCAAAGUUACCACAGCAAGCAGCUUUUGCUCUUUAUAAUUACAUAAUUGGGUAUGUUAUGUUUUACGUCAGAAGUUCUCACGAAGAAGGACAACAGUAUAUUGGAACUGCUCUAUCUAUUUUAUGGAUGGUUGUCCACAGCGUUCAUGGUAUCAUGUUUAAAGAUUUAAAACAAAUUCUUAGAAAAGAACAAUGCGAUGCUUCUAUUUUACUAACUGCCAAUGUACCAUCGGCUAAAAAAAUUAUUGUACACGGUCCUCAGGAGCAAGAUGCUGGAGGAAUUCCAUCUCAGUUUCCCGUUCAAGAAGAUACUCAAUUUUGUCAAAUACUAAGGGAAUCCCUGGAUUUUUUCGGUGUAGAAGAAAGCAAACACAAAGAAUAUUUUUUAGUUGAUCAUAAGACGAGGCAAAUACACAAUCCAGCAUCGUAUGUGAGAGAUUUUUAUUUUUUUAAAAGAUCUCAAUAUCCGCAAUUAGAAUUAGUUUACAUGAGACCAGAUGAUGCUUUUAAUGGUCUACAAAAACAAGAAUUAAUUCAUAAAUUUGUUGAAAUAGGAAAAGUUUUAUUAACUUGGGCCAUUUUAAAAAAUGUCGAUAUGGUUGUUCAAAGGGUUGUUUUUCUACAUGAAGAAUUAAUGAAAUUACCCUCUUUUCCGAGAAAAGCUCUUGAAACUGAUUUAGAUCUAUAUAAAAAAGGAGAACUAGGAAAGGAACUAUUAGGCCUCGAUGUCUUACAUAAAUUUAUGUGGGUUCGAUUAAUUGCGAGAAUGUUUGAAGCGAUGGCUGGAAAUUUUGCUUAUUCCGGGGACAUACAUUUGUUAUUAAAUGUUUUAAACGGGGCUUUGAUUAUACACAGCGAAGAUUCCUGCAUUUUAAGAUAUGUUAUGGCAACUUAUAUCAACGCUGCUCACAAUUUUAAAAAUAUUUUUUCCACUAACGGGUAUUUAUUGAUAAUGCCUACUCUUUUGCAAAUUUAUUCUAAUCAUCAAAGUAAUAAACUAGUCACCCGAACGGUUGAAUAUUGUGUUAAGCAAUUUUAUCUCAUGAAUAGAAAACCGUUUAUUUUGCAAAUGUUCGGUAGCUUGUCUGCAAUUUUAGACACCGAGGAGGAUGGUCAAUACGGUGAUGCUCACAAGGUACAAGCAAAAUGCUUGUUUCAAUUAUUAUUGAGUUUGGAAACACCUUCUCCAGAUCCGUUAAAUAUUGCAGAAUUGGUUAAAGAAGAAAAACCGUUAAAAGCAAUUGAUUUUUGUUACCACGAUGAAAGUGAAAUGGUUACUGUUUUAGAUUGUAUUUCUCUUUGCAUUAUGGUUAUAGCAUACGCAUCUGAUUCCGUUAGGGGUCAUCAAAUGCUGAUAAUAUUAGAAGCCAUUCUACCUUACUACCUUCAACAAAUACAAAAACCGGGAUAUGAAAAGGAUGGGAAAACAGAAAAAGAAAUAAUUCAACAAUUAGCAGUCGCUAUAAGGACAUUAGUUCACAAUUGCGAAGCUUUGGCAAAAAAUUAUAAUGGUCCUCAACGAUCAAGCCCCGAACAUAAAGGAUCUAGUCAGCGAAAUUAUAGCCGAGGUCCAUACAGUCCUGGUUUUGAAUUUGAAGAUGAUUCACAUUCUAGAUACCUGAGUGAUCACAGUCGAAGUAAAUUACAUUAUGAAAAAGGAGAAAUGGAAGAUUCGGAAAUGUUAAGAAAUGAAUUUCGAAGACCCAGAGACAUUUUAUUAUCCCUUGUGGCAGAUUUUCACACAAAAUGUACUCAAAGGUUGGCUGAAAUUAACAAAAAAUCAGGGUACGAUGGAAAAAACGUUGAAAUUUUUGACUUUAAAUCUCACAUAAGAUUAGUAGACAUUGCUCAUAGUCUUUUAAAAGUGGCCCCUUAUGAUCCGGACACAAUGGGUUGUCGAGGAUUACAAAGAUAUUUCAAUGAUCUUCUUCCGAUGCCAGAAUGGUCAAAUGAUGCGAUGCGUCCAGCUUUAACAACUAUCCUUCGACGUUUGGAAAAAACAUUUAAUAAAAUAUACAAAAAGGCUUCUAUUCGACGUCAUACGGAUUGGGAUGCAGCAGCUGGUCUUUUAAAAGGAGUUUAUGAAAUGCUUUCCCGAUGUCCUUACAUAGUUCACGCACAACAUUUAAAAACACUUAUAAACACAUGUCAAUCAUUAAUCUUGGGAGAUGCAAGUAAUUAUGAUAUUUCGGCCAACGAACCUUUGGUAGUACGAAUAUUAAUGACAAUGGUACCUCCUCCGCAUUUCUGCUCUACUGUCGUUAGACUUAUUGUUCUACAAAUUUUACUUAUGGGAGAAAAUUAUUCACUUGAACAAGUCUGUGGUAAUACUAUAUUUCCAAACAAAAAGAAAACGGAAAGCAUGCUCAUGAAUCUAAUCAUUCCAUUGUGUAUGAGAGUGGGAAGUGGUAGAAAAGAUGCUCUUCAAAUGAGACCACAAGACAUUAGUUUUGCACUUACGGUUGUUCUUCAUUCUAUGUGCCCACCGGCAACAUUAACAGCCCAAAAUAUUAAAUCUUUGUCCGAAAUGAGAUCUGGAAGUUUAGCAGUAGGAAAAGAAACCAAAAAACCAGUUCGAUUACCACAGUCUACUUAUCAGGUGUCAUUUUUAGCCUUAAAAAUAAUAAUGGUUUGUUUUGAAAAUGAUUUGACAAACGAGUGGCACAGAAUAGCCAAAACAGUAAAAGAUGUUGGAAAAAUUAUUGAUUUGGGAUCCGUUUUUUGGAACUUUUUAGAUUUUGUUUCGUCUCAAAGAACUCCACUUUUUGUACUUUUGCUGCCGUUUAUAAAUCAAAAGGUUAGCAGCCCCCCUUUAAAUGAUCAACAGCGUCACAUGCAAUUUGUUAUUCGAGAAAAACUAAAAGGUCACAGUCUGCCAAUUACUAAAUGUCGAUCAGCUUUGCUCAUUGAUUUGGCUCAUGAAAUCAAAGAACUUAAAGAAGAACUGGAAAAUGGAAAAAUAGAAGAUGCAAGAGGAGUCGAUUUGUUAAAUAUAUCUAAUUCUCAAUCUGGAGAUAUAUCAGUGAUUGGUUUAACUAGACAUCAGCAGCGUCCAUCUCUUAUAGGAAAUCUAUUCACAAGUGGAGGAGUUGAAACGAAUUCUAAACACGCUCAAAAUACAAAUGAUUUACCUAUGAAACCAGUACAAAGUCAAAGAAACAGUGUUUCAAGUGUAACAGAAAAAAAACCAGAGGAAUCUGUGACAACAGAUGAGAAUACCGAAAAAACUUCAAAACAGGAAACGGUUACAACAAAAGGAGAAAGUUCAGUUACGUCCUUUAGUCCGGGAAGUCCAAAUGAUGAUAGUUCAGGGGAAACGACAGAAAAACAAAAUGUACCUAGAUUACAAAGAUCUAAAGCGCAAAGCCGAAAAACGUUAAGAUUGAGAAAAAGAGAAAAACAAAGUUACUCAACUCCGGCCACACCUAUUCAAAUUACUCCACAAGCCCAAAAAAUUUUAUUAGAACACCUGAAAGAAGCUAAAUUUAAAGAAAUAUUUACAAAAGAUGAAAAACAAGAAAGGCACAGAGAAAAUACAAAAAAAACACCGACAGAUAAAGGAAAUGGAGAUAAAAGUUCACCUAGUUGUGGAUUUUCAAAUGAAAGAAAAAAACCUGAAGACAAAGCCAGUCGGUCGAAUGAAAGAAGUUACCAAAGCCAAGCACAACAAAAUUUUCCCCCCAAUAAUGUAUUUAAAAAUAAUAAUUUAUUAAAAACGGAAUUAUCUGUGGACGAUGAUACCAGUGCAGUUUCACAAACUUCUAGCACAUCAGGAUAUCGAGAAUCUUGUAGCAUAAUAACAAUGACAAUGGAAAGUCCCACAUUACCUCAUCCAUCUUCAAUAACUACAACUUCACCGGAUUCUUCUUUGACAAGCAUUGAUGGUGAUGAAACAGCUGUUUUAGCAAGAAGUAGCUCAUCCCAACAUUCCUUAAUGAUGUUAUUCGAAACAAAAGAUGAAGAUACAUUAAUUUAA